Molecule: messenger RNA, 1846 nt
Organism: Ctenocephalides felis (cat flea)
Lineage: Eukaryota; Metazoa; Arthropoda; Insecta; Siphonaptera; Pulicidae
Product: rhomboid-related protein 2-like
Exons: 6
Coding region: 637-1758 (373 amino acids)
Cellular component (GO): membrane
Molecular function (GO): calcium ion binding; serine-type endopeptidase activity
Source: RefSeq, a predicted model, not a curated record
AUGUACAAUGUAAACAUGUAAACAAUGGUUAGUAGUUGGAUGUAGUCGUAUUCGUAUUACAGUUCUGUUUACGAAUAAACAAUUCCAUAGUAACUCGGCAAUUCGGCAAUUCGGCAUCGGCACUUGUAUUGAAGCUGUUGCGUGUCUGCUGUUCGGUCGCGUUCGUUCCUUGCAUGUUUUAGGUUUGCGAUCGCGGUAUUUCUGAUAUUUCUGACGUUGCGACGUUGCGACGUUCCGAGAAGCCACUGAGGCCAGUUGAUUCUUGAUUCUGUUCUACCUGAGCCGAUUUUCUACUUACGUUGCAUAUCGAUAAACAGUUCGCCUAAUUAACACCUACCGUUUAUGUUUACAUUAUUUGGUAUAUUAAACAAUGCACACUAUAUUAAACAAAGUAAAUAAUAUUUUGUGCCACUUGAAUGUUUUCAUUCUGCUCUACAUCGCGCCACUAAGAAAUUUUUUUAAUACAACUGCCGCUCCCUGAUUGAUGAUUCAGACUAUGAUAACAUUAUCUAUUGAUUAUCGUUUUCGGCAUAUUUAUAUGAUUAGACAAGUUAUUAUUAAUAUCGGCGCACUCGUUCAUUCUUGAACAUGUUUUAGUAGAAAUAAAUAUUUCACUAUUUUUCGAUUCUGGCUGCGAUGUCCCUUCAGCAUCAAAUAUCAUUGGGGGAGCGUGGGGAUGCAAUUCCUUUAUCGGAAACUGAGGCAUACGUUCGCCAGCUUUUUAACAAGUAUGAUACUGAUGGCGAUGGAAAAAUAUCAAUUGAGGAAUUGCAGGCUAUUAUCACCAGCCGAGAAUAUGAGAAUGAUUUACCCCCACACACAGCUCGAAAUCUAAUGACUUUGGGAGAUACAGAUCAAUCAGGAUAUUUGAACUUUGAUGAAUUUCAUAAAUUAAUCAGACAUCCGAAAGCCAGGCCAAUUUUUGGUUACUUGAUUCAUCGCUUCUUGAUGGAAAAAUAUGUUCUAAGAGUGGUGCCCCGAAGACAUGGUGACACUGUAGGUAAUACGAGAUCCAAUUUAGCUCGCAGAGAUGGAGAUUAUGAGGACCAAUAUUCAUGCUGUCCACCCCCAUUUUCAAUGAUACUGUUUUCAAUUAUAGAAAUAGUAUUUUUUCUUUGUGAUAUUAUUGACCAGCAAGGGCAAGUCACUACUCGAGGACCAUUAGCAACUUUGUUUAUAUACAAUCCAUUUCGAAGAUAUGAAGCAUGGAGAUUUGCAACUUACAUGUUUGUUCAUGCCGGGUACAUACAUUUAAUUGUAAAUCUGCUAGUUCAGAUUUUACUAGGUGUGGCAUUGGAGUGUGUUCAUCAUUGGUGGCGUGUUGUGAUAAUCUAUUUGAGUGGAGUAGUUGCCGGUUCUCUAGGUACAUCAAUUACUGAUCCAAGUGUCUAUCUGGCUGGAGCUUCUGGAGGUGUGUAUGCACUGAUAACAGCGCAUGUUGCCACAAUAGUUAUGAACUGGAAGGAAAUGGAAUUUGCCUUUCUGCAGCUUUGUGUGUUUUUGGUCAUAAUACUUGUUGAUGUCGGCAGUAUUGUGUACUCGUACUUUACUGCUAAUGUGGAUAAAACAAUUGGUUACAUGGCUCAUUUAUCUGGAGCAAUUGCAGGGCUUCUUGUAGGAAUCGGCGUUUUAAGGAAUCUUGAUGUCCGUCCUUGGGAGAAAAAGUUAUGGUGGGCUGCUAUAGUAUUAUAUAGUAUUCUUAUGUUGACUGCCAUAUUGUUUAAUAUAUUUAAUAGUUCUUAUUUUUUAACUAAAUAAAUAAUUAGGCAGCAUAUUUAUUAUAAAAGUGUGUAUCCUAUUUUUGUAAAUGAACUAAAUAUUUUUGUUAAUUUUAUGAAGGUAUUAC